CUAAACUUCAACACCUCCUCCUCCUCCUCCCCUCUUCUCCUCUCUCUGGUUUUCUCUUUUUCACUUAACCUUAGUUUUCCCAUAUUUCUCAUGGAUGUUUACUUCAUGUUGUUAUACUGUCUUCCUCUCUUUUAUUUCUUCCUCUUUCUCUUGAAAAUUAUUGAUCGAAGGAGACACCAGUCUUGUUACAUAUUAGACUAUGAAUGCUACAAACCAACCGAUGAUAGAAUGCUCAGCACUCGGUUCUCUGGUGAAGUCAUAAGAAGAAACAAGAACCUCGGCCUCCUCGAGUACAAAUUCCUCUUGAAAGCCAUUGUUAGAUCCGGCAUUGGUGAACAAACAUAUGCACCAAGAAUGGUCUUCCACAACAGAGAAGAGUGCCCUACUCAAGAUGAUGGGAUCGAAGAGAUGGAGGAAUUUUUCUAUGAUUGCAUUGACAAAGUUUUGAAGAGGAACGGCAUUUCGCCGUCCGAGAUUGAUGUGCUAGUGGUGAAUAUUUCCAUGUUAGCUGCGGUCCCAUCUCUAUCAGCUAGAAUUGUCAAUCAUUAUAAGAUGAGGGACAACAUCAAGACCUACAAUCUCACUGGUAUGGGAUGCAGUGCAAGUCUGAUAUCGGUCAACAUUGUCCAGAACAUAUUCAAGACUCAAAAGAAUUUGUAUGCCCUUGUCAUAGCAUCAGAGUCGUUGAGUCCUAAUUGGUAUCCAGGAAAUGACAGAUCCAUGAUACUAGCAAACUGUUUGUUCAGAUCAGGUGGUUGUGCGAUUCUUUUGACUAAUAAGGUGGCUUUGAGGAACAAAGCCAUGUUUAAAUUGAAAUGUCUAGUGAGAACUCAUCAUGGAGCAAGGGAUGAAGCCUAUGAUUGUUGCAUACAGAAGGAGGAUGAUCAAGGCCGCGUAGGGUUUCACCUCGGCAAGAAUUUGCCAAAGGCAGCCACACGUGCUUUUGUCGAUAAUUUGAAGGAAAUAGCACCCAAGAUAUUGCCUAUCAGAGAGCUUCUACGGUUCACGGUAGUUUCUUUCAUCUGGAAGAGGAUGAGAAGUAACACCAAAGAUGGAAGCAGCAGCAGCAGCAGGCCAGUUAUUAAUUUCAAGGCUGGUGUGGAACAUUUUUGCAUUCACACCGGAGGAAAGGCGGUGAUCGAUGGGAUAGGGCAGAGUCUGAAUCUGACCGAGUACGAUUUAGAGCCAGCAAGAAUGACUCUCCAUCGAUUUGGGAAUACUUCUGCUAGUAGCUUGUGGUAUGUUUUGGGGUACAUGGAGGCUAAAAAGAGGCUGAAGAAAGGUGAUAGAGUUUUUAUGAUUAGCUUUGGAGCUGGAUUUAAGUGUAACAGUUGUUUGUGGGAGGUGGUAAGAGAUGUGGGUGGUCGGAAUGCAUGGGAAGACUGCAUUAAUAGCUAUCCACCUAAAACCCUAACCAACCCUUUCUUGGAGAAGUACGGGUGGAUCCAAAAUCAUGAGGAUCCAGACACCUUUUACGUUCCUGAAGACUAUGUCAUCCCAUGACUCUUCUUUUGAUCAUUGUAUUGUUAACACUUUUCAAUUAUUUUCCUUUUCCUUUCUUAAUUUUUUCCAUGAAUGUCAAACAAAAAGCUUUUACAGUUUUAUUUUCAUUUGCGGAUUCUUUCUCAUCAAAUAGUAGGAGAUGUGGCUCCUUGUAUUUGGGCAAGAAGUUUGCUAUAAUUCUUGCUUCAUAUUUUCUCGACUUGUAUACAGUAUAUGUGGUACAAAUAUAGAUAUAUAGCUUCCAUUUUCUGCUGGAAUGUAGUUCUUGGUAUCAUUGAAGAGGGAACCAGAGGAUCAUCAUGUCCUUAGAGGCAAAUAAAGCGACAUGUUACUGAUUA
Molecule: messenger RNA, 1841 nt
Organism: Coffea eugenioides
Lineage: Eukaryota; Viridiplantae; Streptophyta; Magnoliopsida; Gentianales; Rubiaceae
Product: 3-ketoacyl-CoA synthase 12
Exons: 1
Coding region: 91-1503 (470 amino acids)
Biological process (GO): fatty acid biosynthetic process
Cellular component (GO): membrane
Molecular function (GO): acyltransferase activity, transferring groups other than amino-acyl groups
Source: RefSeq, a predicted model, not a curated record